This is a messenger RNA of Microdochium trichocladiopsis, 1308 nucleotides long. RefSeq lists its product as uncharacterized. The record is from RefSeq and is a predicted model, not a curated record. The transcript is spliced from 2 exons. Lineage: Eukaryota; Fungi; Ascomycota; Sordariomycetes; Xylariales; Microdochiaceae. The coding region runs from base 103 to 1191 and encodes 362 amino acids.
CUCCACGAAGCACACAAGGCCACGUCCCAUUCCAUAUUCACCAUCAACACCAUCUCUACUGUCUCUACUGAACCGCCACAAUCUCUCAACCGGAUCGGAAGCAUGGACAACAAGAGCAACAAGCAGGCUGAGGUAGCCUCCAGCAAGCUUUCUUUUGAUUCCUUGUCAUCCUCUGAGACGGAUUUCGUGAAACCACAAGAUCAUCAACAAGACCAACGGCAACUCUCAGCCUCUCCUCCAACAUCAUUGCUCUUCGAUGGAGAAUACAUCGUCGACGAAGCCCGGCCUGAACACCCGCUGUAUAGACUGGACUGGGAUGUGACUCGUAUUCCGCAAAGCAAUCGCGGUUCGGCCAAACUUGAGAGACUGAGUUACAAAGACACUGGAGCACACGCGACGACCGACACACUCGCUCCUGACUCGGCAGAAGCACUACAUCUGUUCUACCUCGUCCAUCCUUUGGGGGCCAAGUUUCAGACCGAGCGGCCGGAGUACUACGUUACCUGUGUUCCCUCUUCACGGACAACAAGCGCCACUGCAACAAAGCCCAACGCUUUGGGCAGCAGUGAUGUCACAGAGCCGGCCACAUUGGGCAACAUAGCCUUGGAGACUACAAGCACUUCGUCGCAACGCUUCAAAUUCCUGGGCUUGGACAAGGAAGUGCAGAGAGCCUGGCUCAGUCCUGGGACAGACGCCGCGAGCCGGCCGGUCUUCUACACCGAUGCCGCCGAAGACGACGCUGCUGAGGGCAGCACAGCUGACACCUCCAGAACUCUAUUGUUCGAGGCUACGGGCGGCAAGAAGAACACCAUUUGGACUACUUCGAUUGUACAUGGUGGAAGUGGGCCUAAAGAUCCUACAGACAUGAUCAUUAUAGCCAAGGAAAGCACAGGUCCUGCUAGGCCCGUAUCCAAAGGCGAGGCGGGCAGAUUUCUAGACAAGAACAAGAGCUCUACUGCGUGCGCGAGGCUGACCAUCUCGGUGCCCCUGGAGCAGUCUGUCCAGGACGCCCUGGUGGCGACGUGGGUUCUCAGACUGUGGCGAGACGUUGCUGAGAGUCCUGCCGCGAAGAAGGAUGCAUUGGAGAGAAUGACGGACCCCGACAGUCUUCGAAGCAGCAUGCCGUUCUCAAAGGGCGCGAUGAGAACCGGUGUACUUGGUGCCUUUGCCGCUGCCGGGGGUGCAGGCUGAGUCCUAAAGGCUGGCUCAGAUGAAUGAAUGGCGAGUUUUCUUCAAGUCGGGCAUCUUGGCGUAUUUUAUGGAUUUAUGAGCUUUCUGAAACGCUGUGCAUGGAUUUUCACAUUCCGG